AUGUCUCGAGUGCCACAAAUCCAAUUUUCUGGACAGGAAAAACUUGUAGAUAAUCAUUUGUCUUGUUCAACUGAUUCAGAUUCUUCUACAAGUACAAGUUUCACCACAGAAGAUCAUUCAUCGUUCGCAUUGCUCGACUCUCGUCCCUUAAAUAACAGUGAUAAACCUCAACUAAUGUUAGCGACCGAACAAUCAAGUGUAGUUCAGCCAAUGUUGACUGAUCUCUAUCAACUGUCAAUGGCCUAUGCUUACUGGAAAUCAAACAAACACAAUGACAACGCCGUAUUUGAUUUAUAUUUUCGAAAAAAUCCAUUCGGCGGUGAAUACACAUUAUUUGCUGGCUUAGAAGAAUGUUUAAAAUUUGUUCGUGAUUAUAAGUUUCAUGAGAGUGAUAUUGUAUAUCUUCGCUCGGUUUCUCCAAAGUAUAUUGAAGACGAAUAUUAUGACUAUCUCGCCAAACUUAAUAUGCAUGAUGUGAGAGUAUAUGCAGUGCCUGAAGGAACUGUCGUAUUUCCUCGAAUUCCAUUGAUUCGUGUCGAAGGACCAAUUUUGAAAACGCAAUUAUUAGAAACCACGUUGUUAACUUUAGUUAACUAUGCAAGUUUAGUUGCAACAAAUGCUGCACGAUUUCGUUCAGCAACAAGUCCUGGUAAGGCCUUAUUAGAAUUCGGUUUACGUCGAGCCCAAGGUCCUGAUGGUGGUUUAAGUGCAUCGAAAUAUUGUUAUCUCGGCGGUUUCGAUGGUACAUCAAAUGUCUUAGCUGGCAAACUCUAUGACAUUCCAGUUAAAGGAACUCAUGCUCAUGCUUAUGUUAGUUCAUAUGAAUCCAUGAACGAUUUAACCGAACGGUGUUUAUGCGAUCGUAUUAGCAAAGAACGACGUCCAUUUGCUGAUAUGUGUGAACAGUAUUUGAAGGAAGUUGGAUCGAUCUUGAAAAUCAUUCCCGAACAAACAAAUAAAGGUGAAUUAGCUGCAUUUACGUCGUUUGCAAUUGCGUAUCCAACAAAUUUUUUGGCGUUGGUUGAUACUUACGAUGUUUUGAAAUCUGGUUUACCAAAUUUCUUAGCUGUUUCACGUGCAUUACACGAAUGCAACUAUCAAGCAGUUGGUUUACGUUUAGAUUCGGGCGAUUUGGCUUAUUUAUCCAUCGAAGUUCGAACCCGAUUUGUUACCGUAGCAAAGAAAUUUGAUAUACCUUAUUUCGAAAAGUUUAAUAUCGUCGCGAGCAAUGACAUCAAUGAAGAUACAUUAUUAUCUUUAGAAAAACAAAAUCAUAAGAUUGAUACAUUCGGCAUUGGAACACAUUUGGUGACAUGUCAAAGACAACCGGCUUUAGGUUGUGUUUAUAAAUUAGUUGAGCUCAAUGGAUCAGCUCGAAUUAAACUCAGUCAGGAUGUAGAGAAAGUAACAAUUCCAGGGCGGAAAAACCUUUAUCGAAUAUUCGGUAGUGAUGGUAAAGCUCUAUGUGAUUUAUUAACAAAAUUUGAUGAACCAUCACCAAACGAAGGCGAAAGAAUUCUCAUUCACCAUCCAUAUGCCGAUCAAAGGCGUGCGUAUGUCACACCGAACUCGUCUGUUAGUUUAUAUAAAUUAUAUUGGUCUGAUGGAAAAAUUCAAGAAGCUUUACCCAAUUUAAAAGAAAUUCGUGAAUAUGCAAAAGAUCAAUUAGAACAGUUACGAAAGGAUCAUAUUCGAGAUCUCAAUCCAACGCCAUACAAAGUCUCUUUAACGGCAGAAUUAUUUAAGUUUAUGCACGAUCUUUGGAUAGCAAAUGUUCCAAUCGGUGAACUUAAAUAA
Molecule: messenger RNA, 1797 nt
Organism: Adineta ricciae
Lineage: Eukaryota; Metazoa; Rotifera; Eurotatoria; Adinetida; Adinetidae
Source: the annotation of a GenBank genome assembly